Hippopotamus amphibius kiboko is the source of this 2112-nucleotide messenger RNA. It is a transcript of the gene VPS4B, whose product is annotated as vacuolar protein sorting 4 homolog B. Gene Ontology annotation, molecular function: ATP binding; ATP hydrolysis activity. Gene Ontology annotation, biological process: endosomal transport; vacuole organization. The record is from RefSeq and is a predicted model, not a curated record. The transcript has 11 exons. Bases 310 to 1644 code for a protein of 444 amino acids. Lineage: Eukaryota; Metazoa; Chordata; Mammalia; Artiodactyla; Hippopotamidae.
GCCUCGCGAGGCCCGGGACUAAGGCGAGACCCGGAUAGUUCGGGACUGGGUGACCCGCGUGCUGAUGACGAAAGCGGAUGUUCUGAGACCAGAGGCCGGACGAGAGCCCGGAAGUUUUGUAAGGAGGGUCGGGCGGCUGUUGGAGCACGGUGUUGUUUUGGAACAAGUUCCGGAAAGGAGGCCGCCGCUUGGGGUCCGAGAGCCACCGGCCUGCGCACGUUAGGGGCAGCUCCGGGCGCGACUCGACGUUCCCACUGUGGGCUUCCUCUGCCGCCGUUCCUCCUCCGGGAACCGCCUCGGGUCUCCGCCAUGGCAUCCACCUCCGGCAACCUCCAGAAAGCAAUAGAUCUUGCUAGCAAAGCAGCCCAGGAGGACAAAGCUGGGAACUAUGAAGAAGCCCUUCAACUCUACCAACAUGCUGUACAGUAUUUUCUCCAUGUAGUUAAAUAUGAAGCACAGGGUGAUAAAGCCAAGCAAAGCAUCAGGGCAAAGUGUACAGAGUAUCUUGAUAGAGCAGAAAAACUAAAGGAGUACCUGAAGAAGAAGGAGAAAAAACCCCAGAAGCCAGUGAAAGAGGGACAACCGAGUCCAGCUGAUGACAAAGGGAAUGACAGUGAUGGGGAAGGAGAAUCUGAUGAUCCUGAAAAAAAGAAACUACAGAAUCAACUUCAAGGUGCCAUUGUUAUAGAGAGACCUAAUGUGAAAUGGAGUGAUGUUGCCGGUCUCGAAGGAGCCAAAGAAGCACUGAAAGAGGCUGUGAUAUUGCCUAUUAAAUUUCCUCAUCUCUUUACGGGCAAAAGAACACCUUGGAGGGGAAUCCUGUUAUUUGGGCCACCUGGAACAGGAAAAUCCUAUUUAGCCAAAGCUGUAGCAACAGAAGCAAACAACUCAACGUUUUUCUCAAUAUCUUCCUCUGACCUUGUUUCUAAGUGGCUAGGUGAAAGUGAAAAGCUAGUUAAGAACUUAUUCCAACUUGCCAGAGAGAAUAAACCUUCCAUUAUCUUCAUUGAUGAAAUUGAUUCUCUGUGUGGUUCAAGAAGUGAAAAUGAAAGUGAAGCUGCACGUAGAAUUAAGACUGAGUUCCUAGUUCAAAUGCAAGGGGUUGGUGUGGACAAUGAUGGAAUCUUGGUUCUGGGAGCUACGAAUAUACCCUGGGUUUUGGAUUCUGCCAUUAGGCGAAGAUUUGAGAAACGAAUUUAUAUUCCUUUGCCUGAGGCCCACGCCCGAGCAGCAAUGUUUAAACUGCACUUGGGGACCACUCAGAACAAUCUAACAGAAGUAGACUUCCGGGAACUUGGGAAGAAAACUGAAGGCUACUCAGGGGCAGACAUAAGUAUCAUUGUACGUGAUGCACUUAUGCAGCCAGUUAGGAAAGUACAGUCUGCUACUCAUUUUAAAAAGGUUCAAGGACCUUCACGAGCUGAUCCUAACAACAUAGUAGAUGAUCUGCUAACACCCUGUUCUCCAGGUGAUCCUGGUGCCAUUGAGAUGACGUGGAUGGAUGUCCCUGGGGAUAAACUUUUGGAGCCAGUUGUUUGCAUGUCGGAUAUGUUACGGUCACUAUUUAGCACAAAGCCCACAGUCAAUGAACACGACUUGUUGAAAUUAAAGAAGUUUACAGAAGAUUUUGGCCAAGAAGGCUAGACCAAAGACAAGGAAGAUGUUUACCAUGUGUGUUCUCUCUUUCAUAGGUAUUUUUGCCUUUCUUGGACGGCAGUCAGAUUAUUUCCAGUAAAGCACUUCUACCACAGGGAAAUAGAGAUCUCACUUCAGCAUUACUUUAAGUUUUAUAUGUACUUUUGCUCCAUUACCAAUUAAAUCUUCCUAUUAACAAAAAUUAUGAAGUAAUGGGUUAUAAGAAAAUGAGUGAUAUACAAAAAAAAAGAAAAAGAAAAAAGAAUGAGUGAUAUAUAAAUAGCAAAAGAAUAGAAAUUACCCAGUAAAAAGAAGAUUGAUUGAUAUACAGAUAUUUUAAAUUGUUAUGAAUAGUGGUCUUUGCAGAGAGCAUUCAUCUUUUUUUUUAACUAAAAUGAAAUGGGGCUUAUUUCAUAUUUUGAAAAAAAAAUCUUAAGCAUCAUUCUCAUCAAUGUAAAAUUUAUUUACUUUAUUAAA